UUCCCAGCAGCCUUUUCUCACUGACUUAAAGGAAUUUCCUCGCCGUCUGUAUGUUUUGUGUUGGGCAGAAUAUGUUUUGGUCUGGAUCUGGUAGCUUCACUGAGGAGGAAUUUCAGACCGGGAGUUGCCGUUAUGCCGAGUUCUUGUGACGAAUGCCCUGCGGUGACGGAUGAGGAGAUGGCCUGUACUGUCCUCAAUCGGUUUGUCGGCAUCCCAGAGCAGACCUAUGAAGACUUCCUUACAACAUUCACCUAUCUUCCCCAAGAGAAACAAGAUCGUCGGAUCCAGACUGAUGAGCCACAAAAUCAUUGUUCAGUUUUUGAAAACAUCCAAACUAGGAAAAAUCAUGAAGUCAGCGCCGAUAGGGAAGAAAAAGAGGAAAUGGAGCAGCUGAUUAUCAGUGAAGGAGAAAAUGUAGGAUGUUGUCACAGCCUUACACACUCUGGAAGAGUCCAGGUUGAUAAUUUCAUCAAUACAUCUGACACGGACGCUCUCUCUGAUGAUGAGGAGACGAGGCCACAUUUCUUAUUAUAUCCGGGAGAAGCAGACACGGAAACGUCACUUAAUGAUGAGCCCAUCAUGAGAAGUACGUGUUUGGACAUUCAGACAUCCUUCCAGAAGCAGACUACACCUGAAGAGCAUCUAGAUGAUGAGAUCCAACCGUUCGCUCUGGACCAAAGCUUUGAUUACGACUGCGUGGCGCUGACCCCGAAGUUUUCCGCAGUGGAGUUGGACUUCUUGAAAAACAGGGGGCAUCAAAAGACGGAAGACAAAGUCACAGAGGAGCAAAACCUGACGGCUCCAUGACGGGUUUCUAUCUCCGAGGAAAGAACGGGAUGUUUUAAAGCUUGAAUCCAAGGCAGCUGUAUAAGACCCACAUUGGCUCUGUAAUCAUUAUUGCAUCAUUACAUUUAUUUUUAUUAAAUGCAUGAAGUGUAA
Rana temporaria (common frog) is the source of this 939-nucleotide messenger RNA. RefSeq names its product intraflagellar transport associated protein (gene IFTAP). Gene Ontology annotation, biological process: spermatogenesis; acrosome reaction. Lineage: Eukaryota; Metazoa; Chordata; Amphibia; Anura; Ranidae. Gene Ontology annotation, cellular component: cytosol; 9+0 non-motile cilium. The record is from RefSeq and is a predicted model, not a curated record. Bases 133 to 807 code for a protein of 224 amino acids. Gene Ontology annotation, molecular function: intraciliary transport particle A binding. The transcript is spliced from 7 exons.